ACCAGCUUGUCAGAGAGCAUAAAAGUAGUCGUUCGCUUUGUUUUGAUAAUGCCGGUACGCGUUGGUCUCGUUGCUGUUGUGUUUUGGCGUGGCGUGGCGUUGUCGGCUUUGUUUUGAGCAUUCGACUGUGCGUUCAACUAUAAACUCGUUUAUCAGUUAUAAUAAUCGCACAGCUACAUACACUCCACGUUGCAUUUACAUAUAAAAGUAAUAACUAAGUGAACGGCUGAAUAUAGAAAUAGAAACAAGUGAUUAAGAAUACUAAGCCGAAUUGAACUGAAAGUGGUGCAUCAAUUAUGGUAGACCCCACCACGGUGCUGCUCGUCUUCGUCACGCUGCUGACGGGCGUGUUCGUAUGGUCGCGACGUACAUAUGUUUACUGGCAGCGCAGACGCGUCAAAUUCGUGCAGCCCGUACAUCUGCUGGGCAACCUAAAGGAAGUGCUUUGGCUGCAAACUUCAUUCCCUUUGCUGCUGCGCGAUUACUACUUCGAUCCACAAUUCAAAGAUGAGCCAGUGGUGGGUAUUUAUUUGUUCCACCAGCCAGCGCUACUAAUACGCGACCUCAAUCUGGUGCGCACCAUAUUGGUGGAGGAUUUUGUCAGUUUCUCAAUGCGCUUCUCGAAAUGUGACAAGCGUCUGGACAAGCUGGCCGCAAAUAGUUUGUUCUUCGUGCGUAAUCCGAAAUGGCGUGAGAUACGGACGCGGCUGUCGCCUGCCUUCACCAGCGGUAAGAUCAACCAGAUGUUUGCACUAAUGGAGGAGGUGGGCUGUGAUCUGGAAGCUUAUUUGCAGCGUCUCACCGCAAACGGUGGCCAGCGACGCAGCGUCGUGGUGAAUGUCAAGGAGAUUUGCGAUAUGUACAACACAGAUCUUAUCGCUAGCAUUGCAUUCGGCUUGCGCUCGUACAGUUUGCGCAACAAACAAACCGAACUGGGUAGCCAUUGUCGAGAGAUGUACACGUUGACGUUUAGACGCGUCUUCGAUUUGUGUGUGAUAUUUUUCUUGCCAAAAUUCAUAACGCUAUUGCGCCGCAAUCUGCUCACACCGGCACAUGCCGACUUUCUGCGUCGCACAGUGUUGCAGGUGAUCCAGGAGCGCGAGCGCAUCGGUAUACUACGCAAUGAUCUCAUAGAAAUGUUGCUUACGCUGAAAAUGGAGGCGGCACUUAAUCAGGACCGCUCGCAUUUCACGCAUCAAGAGGACUAUCUGGUGGCGCAAGCGGCCACAUUUGAGCUCAUGGGCAUCGAAAGUUGUGCAGCCACAAUGAGUUUCGCGCUAUACGAGCUGGCCAAGCAGCCUUUGCUGCAGGCACGUCUGCGCGCUGAAAUACGCCAGACGAUAGGCGGUGCGCAAUCCAACGAUAUUACUUACGAUAAGGUGAAAGACAUGAAGUACCUAGCAAUGGUGGUGGAUGAGACGUUGCGCAAGUAUCCCAAUGUGCCGGUGUUAGAGCGCGAAUGCACGCCGAUCAAUAAGAAACGCUUCUAUCCUUUACGCCCGUACGCUGAGUGCUUUGCUCGCCGUGGCAUGCCCGUCUACAUAUCCAAUUUGGCCAUACACCAUGACCCAAAGUAUUGGCCGGAGCCGGAGCACUUCGAUCCCGAGCGUUUUUCGCCGAAAAAUCGCCACCUGCACACGCCCAUGUCCUAUUUGCCAUUUGGCGCGGGUCCGCACAGCUGCAUUGGCAUGACUAUAGCACAGGUGCAGAUCAAACUUGGCCUUAUAUAUUUUCUGCACACGCAUCGUGUGGAGAUUUGCGAAAAGACUGUCGACAAUAUCGAAUUCGAUCGAAAAUUUUUACUAUUGUCAAAUAAAAGCGACAUCUAUCUGAGUGUCGAAAAGUGUUUGUGAUGAUGGAGUAAGAAAGAAGCACAAUACCUGUAUGUAUGUAUGUGUGAAUGCCUCUGCCAUAUCGUAAAGUAGCUUGAUUGCUGAGCUUAGAUAUCGCCACGAGGCGGUGAGUUAUCAGUGACCGAUAAGAUAUACUACGAGCACUUGGAAUAUGCUGAACUCAAGAACAGCUACCCGAAAAUAGAUUUACGAUAUUGCAUGGCGAGUCAUGUGACCAAAGCAAAGCUCACUUGGAGCAACAGCAGGUUUUCCUACGAUUUAUUGUUGUUUCCUUUACAAGCAAAUCUACAAAAUUUUACUUAAUUCUCCAUGUUUGUUUUUAUUGAUUUUUUUGUAUCAGUACUCGUAUGUAUGUAUUUGUAAAUGUAUUUUAUACCAAGAAAUAUUGUUAAUAUAGCGUUUUUAUGAAUGAGUAAAUCUCAAGGAAAUUGUUUA
Molecule: messenger RNA, 2288 nt
Organism: Anastrepha obliqua
Lineage: Eukaryota; Metazoa; Arthropoda; Insecta; Diptera; Tephritidae
Gene: Cyp6v1
Product: probable cytochrome P450 6v1
Exons: 3
Coding region: 297-1853 (518 amino acids)
Biological process (GO): insecticide catabolic process; response to DDT
Molecular function (GO): monooxygenase activity; oxidoreductase activity, acting on paired donors, with incorporation or reduction of molecular oxygen; iron ion binding
Source: RefSeq, a predicted model, not a curated record